AUGCAGGGAGGCAACCUCGACAUUAUCUCUGCCACCGAAGCGCUGAGUGCUUGGGCAGUGGACGACGCAGUUAUCGUGCUUUUCACCGGCAGCGCCCAAAACAAUAUCGAUGCGGCUGGCCGGGACUACAUGCGCAAAGAGUGGACGGUCGGGGUGGCAGCGGUCGAUGCCGUGCAACCAGUGUCGGCAAAUAAUUUAUUCGUCUACGGACACGCAUUCUCAGGUGCUAACCUCAAACGCAUUGCGUACCCUGUCGGUUUGGCCCUCACGCAAACCAUGCCCAAGGCGAUAGACGAGUACUGUCGUGCGGCAUCGCCUUCUACUUCGACGGUUCUAAAGAGGGCUGGCCACAUUUUGAGCUGCAACAUCGGU
Mesorhabditis spiculigera is the source of this 372-nucleotide messenger RNA. NCBI's taxonomy places the organism in Eukaryota, Metazoa, Nematoda, Chromadorea, Rhabditida, Rhabditidae. The record is from the annotation of a GenBank genome assembly.